AUGGCCCCUUCCGGCUUGGUCAUCUCCAAGCUGGGUAUACAAGCUACGGCAUCGGAUGAGGUAGUGAAAGGGCUCAUGUGUCUGAAGAUCUCCUUACCGAAAGAUGCAGAAGGACGACCAGGCGCAAGAUGGGCUUUGUUCAAUUCCACCCCACCUAAGCUUUUGUCUACUCCUACGAUCUAUCCCUUACCCUUACCACUGCCAACAUCUCGUGCACCACAACUACGCAAAGCCUCUAGGCUCCUCGCUUUACCGCCACCAUCCACUUAUCCACCUGCCUCGCCUUCCGGACUCGGCGAUAGACCAUAUAUAGAUGUAUCAAGUACGACCGGCAAAGUUUAUGUGGUAGUUGAUCCAGUAUCGAGGAGAAGAGGUAGUAUGAACCAUAGAUCUUCAGGAUCGAGUAGCGCUCAGUCAACUUCGGCGGGAAGAAAAGAAUGGUUGAUAUGUAUGGAUUUUGAAGUCGCACUCGAAAGAGGAGUGGAAGAAGACAUAUCCAAAGUACUAUUGCCUAUUCCGAGAUGCUUAGACAAUACAAUCCGUUUUCAAAUCCUUUCACCUACCAACGCAUCUUCUUCCUCUUUGACCCAUCAGGAAGUUGACAUAUUCACGGAUCCCAAGAUGUUACCCCUACCCACAAAUACUUUCCCCUCUCCGGUAUCGCAAAGUAAAGCACGGGUAACAGGUAGGAAAGUGAAAGGAAAGGGCAAGAUAAAAGCUACAGUUGGAGAAGAAGGUUGGGAGGAUGGAGAGGUUCUAGGUCCAGAUGAUGUGCCUACAGAGAGUGACGAGGAUACUGAAGUUAGUGAUGAUGAUGACGAUGAUAGUGAAGAAGAUGGUGGAAGCUGGCUGGAAGGUAGAUUCCCGAGUACGGAAAUCCUACGAUUGGAAUGGUCAUUCAAUCCUCCUUCAUCAUCCGAUAUACCUUCCCUGCAAGUUUCGCAUAUAUGGAACAAACAGCAGUCGUCCAUUGCAAUCGCAUACCUCGCUCAUGUACAGAAUCAGGACAAUCUCGUACAGCUGGAUAUCGAUGUCCCAAACGGAUGGGGCUGGUCCGAGUUAUCCAUUCAAGGGGAAGGUCUGAGCAAUUGGAGAUGUCUCGAUGGUGAAUGGGGAUCUCAAUCCAGUGAUCCGGAUGAUACGAUGGAACAAGGAGAAGAAUAUGAAGAUUCUUUCGCCACAGUGAAAGCGAAACGUGCUCACCCUCCACUUACCCCGUCCUCAUCGACCCACUCAACAACCACCAACUUUCUACCUACCACACGGAGUACUUCUUCCUCCUCUGCUAGUCUCAUGAGACAGACGUUUCCAUUGCUGAACGGGAGUGAUAGAAUAGAAGAUUUCUCAUUUGAACUUUCAUCCAUAGAACAACAGAACCAAAAGCCUCUCACACCGAAAACUCUCAGGAAAUCGCCUCUGCCAAUGCUGGUGAAUUCUACGUCGUCUUCAACUCAGAGUAAAUGGGAUGAACCGAGAUAUGGAAGAUUGUUUAACCUAUACUUCAAGGAAGAAGAUAGCGGUGAUAGAACGAUUACGAUUCAGGGGACACUUAUACCGCUAGAUAAGAUGUUACUUGUCUCUUCAUCUUUACCUGUCAAGAUACCUUUCAUCAAGAUAGAUAAUGCAGAAUCCAACCAAUGUCUAGUCGAAUGUCCCUCAGCUAUAUAUGGGACUGCUACUCAGUCUUCAUCAGAUACUGGGCUCGUCGAUGUAUCCCUUGGAGGAAAAUUGUUCUGGACAGGCUCCGACGGCAGUACCCUAGAAGUGAAUAAUGGAAUGAUCAAAGGAGAUGUUCGAGUCAGAAUACGUCGAUCGCCAUGGGGAGUUAUAAUGGCCUCGAUGCGCUUCCCUUUCCCUCCCAAAUCGGAUGAAGUUGGGUUCUCAUUAAAACAUGUAGAUCAGAUAAGGGUGAUUAGGACUAGUGUAGAUGGAGUGGAAGUACCGCGAGCGAUGUAUGAGGAUGGUGGUAUAAGUCGAAUUAGGAUUGGACAACGAGAUAAGAGGUCUACGGGUGGGACUGUAGAGGUGGAAUGGGAUAUGAUACUAGGACCGAAGGUUGAAAUUGCAUUACCAUAUUUUGAUAAUGCUGAAGGCGAGAUGAAGGUGGAAUUAGUAGGGGAAGAAUGGAUACCUUAUCUAGAAUCAACAAUAACCAACAUGAAGACCCUCUCCUCAUCACUGUACACCCUUCCUCUCUCAUCUCCCAACCCACCAACAUUAUCAAUAUCAUCUUCUUCCUCGAUGACAUCUCGGAGAAAAACGUUAUUGUCUUUCUCAACAUUCAUGAAUUUGUUUUUACUGUGGUUGCUUCUAUCGAUGGGCCAGCAAUUACAGAGAAUCAAAAAUGAAGUUGAAUUUGUCAGAGACGAGUAUAGGGAUUUGAGACUGUAUGGGUAUGGGUCGGGGGAUACAGUCAAAUCGAGGGAUCAUGGUUCGCUCGUCACCACUACCACUACGACAAUCACGAGUACUUGUAUCAUACUAAAUACUGUGUCUGCCUUACCAUCGAGUAAUACCGGUACGCCUGGAAAGAUCCCGAAAGAGGACAAGAAGCAGGACAAUAAAGUAGACGUGGUUGUGGUCGAUCAUAGUGCGAGUUAUUCGUUAUCCAGAGUAGUAGCUAGAAGUUUGAAAGGGUGGGAAAAUGUAUUUGGACAUCCUACUGUGAAGACUAUCACUCAAGCUGUGAAUUGGAUUUGGACAGGUAUCUUGAGGUUGAUGAUACCUUGA
Kwoniella botswanensis is the source of this 2730-nucleotide messenger RNA. RefSeq lists its product as uncharacterized. The coding region runs from base 1 to 2730 and encodes 909 amino acids. The record is from RefSeq and is a predicted model, not a curated record. The transcript has 7 exons. Lineage: Eukaryota; Fungi; Basidiomycota; Tremellomycetes; Tremellales; Cryptococcaceae.